GCGGCGCGGCGCGGGGCAGUGGCGGGAGCGCGAUGCGGCCGCGCGGCGGGAGCGGUCCCGGGCCCGUGUGGGCACAGCGCGUCCGGCAGCUGCAGCGCGGGCUGAGGCCCGGGAUAUUCCAGGACUCAGUGGGAAUUUGCCAGGCUGUCUGAUGUGGAGGUCAGACUGCGCUGCCUGGGGCUGGGCUAGAAAUCAGGCCUCAGAGCUGUGCCCGUCCUGCCCAGCCCGGCUGCUGGGCAGGACGGGUGCCAGCUAUUUCUGCGGACACCAACAACAAAAAGUAUAUAAUGAGACCAAAGAAGAAAGAAUAAUCGUCCUGGAAACUGAAAAUGCUGCUCUUCAUCUAAAACUUGCAGAGUAUCAAGGGUUGGCUGGAAGAAGCACUAAUGAAGUAUUGCAGCUCUACUCUGCUCAUGGGCAGCAGCAGAAAUUGCAGAGAAGUUUUGUUGUAACCCACCUACAUGAGGCAAUAAAGAGGCUUAAGCAAGACAUGAAGAGCCUCCGUUCAUUUGCUCUUGAGCUUUCAAAAGACUUUCAGCGUCAAUGCAAGGCUUAUCUUUACCAAGCUUUGACAGCAGUCCAAGAGAUACAGCUGCAAAACGAAGCAAUGCAAAUGUUUCAGAUAAAAGCUUUCGAUCUUGAGCAGUCCCUACAAGAGGUGACAGAGAGAUACGAAAAAGAAAAGCAAAAGAGGAGAGUUCUACAUAACAGCUUAGUUGAGCUGAGAGGAAAUAUCAGAGUCCAUUGCAGGAUACGGCCAUCUCUCCCUUUUGAUAAUGCUGAUGAACAUUCGGUAUCACAAGAUAGGCAAAGAAACUUCUCAGAAAAAGUGGCAUAUGCUCUUGAUGAUGAAACUGUUCUGGUAAAGUGUAGCCGUCCUGGUCAUACAUCAGUAAACAAGACUUUUCAGUUUGAAAGAGUUUACAGUGCUUUUGAAUCUCAAGACACAGUAUUUGCAGACGUGGCCCCUUUGCUAACAUCUCUCCUGGAUGGGUACAAUGUGUGUAUUAUGGCUUAUGGGCAGACUGGGAGUGGAAAGACAUACACGAUGUUGGGACCACAGUUAGAAGAGAACUUUGCAUUUGCCUUGGAAGAUGAAUCAGAACUUGGAAUUAUUCCUCGAGCUACCCAAGAAGUGUUCAGGCUUAUUUCAGAAAAGCCACCAGGAAGUUACUGGGUUGAGGUUUCUGUUGUAGAAGUGUAUAAUAACGAAAUUUUUGAUCUUCUGGCCAAAGACAGUUGUGGAAAAGUAUUUGGCGUCAAACGUGAUGUUGUCACAACCAGAGAAGGAAAGAGCAACGUUCCAUUGCUUACAUAUGAGACUGUUGAAAAUGCAUCUGAAUUUUUGCAUCUGGUUAUCAAAGGCCUACAGCUACGAGUCAGGCACCCUACGCUAGUGCAUGCUCAUUCCUCUCGUUCUCAUCUGGUUGUUACGCUGACCAUAACCACAGUUGUCUCUGGAGAUAGCUUUGGUACUUCAUGGGAAGAUGAACAAAUCAGUCAGAGACUAAAUAAAGAGUUUUCCUGCACCUAUCCACAAAAACCAAGAGAGAAUAGAUCCACCUCUUCUUCCAGAGCCUCUUCCCCAGCACAGCUUGAAGCAACUGAGAAACCAAAGCAAGUCAGAACCAGACUGCAGCUGGUGGAUCUGGCGGGCAGCGAGUGUGUCGGCAUGUCUGGAGUGACAGGGGCAGCACUGAGAGAGACGUCCUUCAUUAACCGCAGCCUGUCUGCCCUGGCCGACGUCCUCGGAGCGAUAGCAGAGCAAAGAUCUCACGUCCCCUACCGAAACAGCAAACUCACGCAUCUGCUCCAGGACUCUGUAGGAGGUGAUGCCAAACUGCUGGUGAUGCUGUGCAUCUCUCCCGACCAGAAGUACUUGACAGAAUCUCUGCAGUCUCUGGGAUUUGGAACUCGUGCUCGGCAAGUUCAGAGAGGACAGAUCAAGAAAAAAAAUCUCCCAGUGCAGAGUAAAGCAAAAUAAAACCUAAGACUCCCAUGGAUUAAAGUAUUAUUAAUGAGUUCCUCAGGCUGAAAUGUAUAUCGUUGUCCUAAAGCCAUUCUUUUAGAUAUCAACUGCCAGAUAAAAUAAGCAAUCCUCAACAUGGCAUUAGUAAGCCAUAAACCUGCUGAUAAUGUUCUAGCUCCAAAGAUAAUAACAAGAAUUGACAACAGCUACCAGCCAUGGUGGACUCUCAUAGAAAUAAAUCAGGCUUUCUUAGGAAAGCUACUUCAAGACA
Anas platyrhynchos (mallard) is the source of this 2240-nucleotide messenger RNA. RefSeq names its product kinesin family member 25 (gene KIF25). Gene Ontology annotation, molecular function: microtubule binding; ATP binding; microtubule motor activity. NCBI's taxonomy places the organism in Eukaryota, Metazoa, Chordata, Aves, Anseriformes, Anatidae. The record is from RefSeq and is a predicted model, not a curated record. Gene Ontology annotation, cellular component: microtubule cytoskeleton. Gene Ontology annotation, biological process: microtubule-based movement.